AUGGACAUUAAAUUAUAAGUGGAUAAUCUUACUAAACCAAUUAAAGAAGUACUUUAGAAUAUUGAUCAAGUUAAAGCUUAGAUCCUAUUAUCCCACAGUUAAUAAUUUGCACUAUCUAUAAUUGAAUUUAUUUUCUUGGGGAAUUGCUGUCCUUGCACUUUAACGCCUAUUGAAUAUAAAACCAUAAUCAUCUAAUAUGUUUAACAAUUAAGAAAGUAUUAUCAGAACAAUAAGGAAUCGACUGCUUGCUAAGUAUAUCAGUUAAAUAAUUAGAGAUUGUAAACAAACUGAUAAAAUAGCGGUAAGAUCAUGGAGAUCGCGAACAAGAAGGCUUUAUGAAUUCAGAUGAAGAAGAAACCAAUUUGGUUAAAUAAAUAACAUUUUAGCAAAAUACUUAAGAUUAUUCCAACGAUGCAAAUUUGGAAAAGCACAAAUUGGUACUACAAUAGAAGGAUUACGAAAUCGCAAAUCUCAAAGCAAAACUAUAGGUAAAGGAGUAGAAACUCUUGGAUUUGGCUAGUGGUUACUUAAAGGAUUUAUAAAAUAUGAGAGAACAAAUGUAUAAAAAGUCUGAUGAUUUCGAUUACUAUGAGGUUUCCUAUUGUGAUGUAACUGAUAUAGAGGAUCCUCGUUACAGAGAUUUAGUUAAUAAUAAGAUAGCCAAUUUGAAGAGUCAAUAUGAAAAGAAAACAAGGGAAAUGUAAAUUAAAUCUAAUAGCUAGAUAUCUGUUCGUACAGAAACAAAAGACUGAAAUUUAGAAUAUGAGAUAGAGCGUUGGAGCUUACGAGUAAAAGUUGAAGUUGAUGGAUAACAUAGAGUAUCUGAUGAAUCGAAUAUUUGCAUUAGAACAAGACCCUUAUAAAAUAUGGAAAUAUAUUCAGGAUAUCAAAGGAAAUGAAUACUUUCAUGAUGUUUUUGAAAAAUAGAAACCAGCCUCAGGAAUUAGAUAUAGAGAAGUGAAUAAACUAUUAAUGGUAACAAAAGCUUACGAUAGAGAACUAGAAUAUUUUAAAAAAGGAAUCGAAGAUCAAAUGUAUGUAUAUUUGGAAAGGGCUUGUGGAAUCAUUAAUAUCUAAAACCAAGAUUAAUUGGAUGAAAUGCAGGAACUGAAAAAAGAAGUUGCAAGAGUUUAAUAGUUUGAAAGUAGAAUCAACUAAUAAAUAAUGCGUUAAUUUGAUUAGUUUAAAAAAUAAUGUAAUUAAGGUUAUAAUAAUAAAAAUAGUGAAGUAACAUUAAGAAGAAUAUUUGGAUGUCAAAUCUAAGGAGUUACAAUAAUUGUAGAAGAUUCAACUUAAAUACGCUACUCGACUGUGGUAUAUUGUGAGUCAGAUAAAGAAUGGCAAAGAUAUUAAGGAAUUGAUUUUAUAUGCAUAGUAAAACAAAAAGUUAAUAAUAUAGUUAGAACGACUACGAAAAACUGACAUCGCAACAGUUCUUGGAGUUGGAAAAUAAUUAUCUAUAAAAUAUGAUCACUACUAAAAUAAAAUAAGAAGAAAUCGCAGAAUUGAGCAAUAAGUUGGAAUAGAUGUAAUUAUCUAAUGACGAACUUAAGAUCUAAAAUUCUUAGAUGAAAGUGACUAUUUUAGAUCUUAAAGCCAAAGUUAAGAACCAUCAGAAAUGUUUGCAACAAACAGUUAAGCAUAUUGAUACUAAGAUCAAUCCUGAAUAACUUAAUCUGGAUGACAAUAACAGGGAAACUACCAUUAGUUUUAAAGAUAAACUGAAGCAACUUAGACAAUAGCACAACGGAUUAAAAUUUAUAUAAGAGGUGCAAUAGCAAUAUGAAAAAAAUGAUAUGGCUUUAGAAUUUCUUAGUACAUCAUUUGAAAACAGAUCAACUUAAACUAAGAUUGGAAAUGUCAGUAAGAGUUUGCAAGAAGCCAUUUAAAUACAUGAGAUGAAUAGAAUUAGCGAUGAAACCAAUGAGGAUUAUGAUUACAUACAAAAUAAAUCGAGGGAUAUCGAAUGUUAAACUGAUUUAAUUAAUGUUGAUGAUAUACUAAAGUAAAUUACAGGUUUAAAAUAAUAAAUUAAACAUUUAUCACAAGAUAUAGAUGAUAUGGAAGGUGAAGGAGUAAUAUCCUAGCAUUUUUAGCUUAUGAAUUAAAGAAAUCAAUCCUUUGAUGUUAAUUCCUCUCAAAAAAGUUCAAAUCUUAAAAGACGAUAUGUUUAAGUUAAUGAAUCUAAGGAUUCAUACUCAAAUUAUUAAGAUGAUCUCAGAUAAUCCAACGAAAAAAGUAAUGGUUACCAAUUAGGAUAGACCAAUUAAUUAAUAAUCUUGCAUCCAUAAUCGUCGGUUGAGAAAAUUGCCUAAACUUAAACAUUCUAUACAUCCAAGCUCCAACAAAAAGGAGUUUUUAAUAGGUUGUUUGAGGAUAGUAAGAAGAAGUGCGAGAGAAUCUAAUAAAUCAAAAAUAAUUUGGAACUUUUGGAAAAGGAACAUUGGUAAUAGGUAGCUGAAUUAGUGAAAGAGGAUUAAGAUAUUGUGAAUGUAUUUAAAGAUAGUCUUUCCUCAAGCAAACAUUUUUAUUAGAAAUAGUUAAAAAGAAAUAUGGAAAUGGAAUAAAAAUAUUUUCCAUAAAAACAUAAUAGAGCUCAAUUCUAUUUCAAAAAGUUUAAGGAUUUUCAUGUGCAUUAAUAAGAAUUAAAUGAAAUCUUUUUUGAUCCUAAUUCUAGCGAUGAAAAAACUUAGGAAAUUUAGAGAUUGAAUAUCAAAAGUGUGGUUGAUAAUAGAAAAUUGAAUGGAUAAAUCAAAUUUAAUGGACUAAAAAGGGAGGAAUAUUAAUUCUUUAAGUAACUUGAAAAGAGAAAAUUACAGAGCAGAACUUUUAGAAGUACCUAAUAAUCUCCAAAAUAGAAGAAGGUUCAGUAUGUCUCAUUUACUAAACCAUUUAUUGGAAGUUUAACUAGCUAUGA
Paramecium octaurelia is the source of this 2917-nucleotide messenger RNA. The record is from the annotation of a GenBank genome assembly. NCBI's taxonomy places the organism in Eukaryota, Ciliophora, Oligohymenophorea, Peniculida, Parameciidae.